CGAGAACUCUGUGAAAAAUUUGUCGUCGUUAAACUCAAUUGAUGGAAAAUUAUGUGGCACGAGGCUCGAAAACAGGAACGCCGGAUACGCGGCCUUAUCGUGGACUAUCGCAAGCGUGCUGAGCGCAGACAAUACUUUUAUGAUAAGAUUCAAGCGGAUCCCACACAGUUUCUGCAAUUGCACGGCAGACGGAGCAAAAUUUAUUUGGACCCAGCUGUAGCGGCCGCCGGUGAUGGCGACGCAAUCAUUGUUCCUUGGCAGGGACACCAGGACAACCUUAUCGAUCGCUUCGAUGUGCGCGCACAUUUGGACUACAUUGCGCCCGUGGCAAAAAAUACUAAUGAGGCGGAAGGGGAAUCGGAUCUAACGGUCGAAGAGCGGCAGUUGAACUACGAGCGUUAUCGUAUAUUGGCGCAAAAUGAUUUUCUUAAUGUGAGUGAGGACAAGUUUCUGCAUCAGCUGUAUCUGGAGGAGCAGUUCGGAGCCAAUGCUCAGCUAGAGGCGGAGCGCAAUUUAGGAAAGAAGAAGCAAAAGAAUAGCGGCGGUGGAGCUACCAUAGGAUAUUCCUACGAUGAUGGAGAAGCGCCCUCUGUGGCAAUCGGUCCGCAGCCCUUUGGAACUGCGCCAGCAACAAGCAGCGCAGCGGCCGCGGCCGGUGAUAAAGCCGAAAACUCAGAUGAAUCAGAUUCAGAUAUGGAUAUGGAUGUGUCCAUAGACAUUGGCAAAUUGGACACUGCUCAGGCACACGAACUUAAUGCCUGUGGUCGAAAUUAUGGCAUGAAAAGUAACGACUUCUUCUCGCAUCUCACAAAGGAUGCGGACGAAGCGGAUGCGCUACGUAUUGCACGCGAAGAGGAGCAGGAAAAGAUGCUACUAAGCGGACGCAAAUCGCGUCGGGAACGUCGUGCACAAAAAGAGCGGCGUAUUGCAAAUCGACCGUUCAGUCCGCCUAGCUAUGCGGCCAAGGAGGAUCAGGGAAAAAACAAGGACAAGGACGAGGACUCUGAAUCUCGCUCGCCCUCACCAGCUGAGGGUGGCGGCGAAAAGAUUACCUAUAUUACCUCAUUUGGUGGUGAGGAUGAGAUGCAGCCGCACUCAAAGAUCACUAUCAAUUUGACAAAGCCUGGUCAGACUCUUGGCGAGUCCUGUAUUAACGCCAGCAGCGGUGCAGCGAUUGCUGCCUCAGUUUCCUAUGCACAAAAAGUUAAGGACAAUUUGGAUCAACUUAAGCUCAUGAACGAGACGGCAAAUCGCAUCGGACGACAUCGCUCACGCAGCACAUCCCGCAGUCCAAGUCGGCGGCGCAGUCGACGUCGUAGCUAUCAUCGCCGUAGCCGCACACGCAGCCGGAGGCGUCGCAGGCAUUACUCGAGAUCGCGUUCCCAAUCUCGCUCUCGAUCUCGUUCGCGGUCAAGUUCUUGGCAGCGCUACACUUCUCGUAGUCCCAGCUAUAAGCGGUCGCGCAAACGAUACCCGUACUCCUCCCGCAGCUCAAGCGUUAGCUCCUAUACAAUGUCAAGAAGGCGACGCUCUCGAUCCCACUCCCGUUCCAGUCGGCGGAGUCGCACGCAUUCAAAUGUUAAAAAGUUAACAACGCCGCCAGCAACACAGAAAACCAUUUGCCUUAGCACAACAACAACCACAACGGCUUCGAGCACAUUAUUGAUGACAGCGGCGAACUUGCCACUCAAGCAGGUGCAGCAGCAACAGCAAUUGCAGCCGAAGCCAACAGAUCAAACAGUUUUAGCAGUGCCGAUGAUCAGUUAUCCGCUGUCUUCGCGUGUCCUCAGCAUGACCACAACGGUACCAGCUAUGGGCAGCUCGAUCCCUGUGUUGCCCCAAGUGACGGAGCCGCCGCCGCCCCCAUUAAAGCGCUACUAUGGUCGAAAGCGAGGAAACGACACGUCCUCAUCGUCAGCGGAGAGUAGUGAUCCAAGCGAUGUCGAGGAAGACGAGGGCAAACAGCCAGGCAAAUCUCUGCUCGGCAGAGACCGCGAAGACUCCGAAGAAUUGGAUGUGGAUACUGCCUCGGAGCGCUCGCAGCCAUUGAUGUCGUCAUCCAGCACGGGUAAUCAAACAGGCAAAUAUAGUUCUGCUACCGAAACCAAAGGAUCUGGGCAGGCGAGUGGCAGUGGACGGCCCAAUCUUCGAGAGCGGCUUAAGCGCAAGAUGCAAAACCUGCUAAACAGGCAAUAUAAGGCCGAUAAGCGUGCAGAGAUUGAAAAAACGGAGAGAGAGCGUCAAUUGCAACAGGAACGCGAGGAUGAGAUGCGCGAGCUCGCGCUCAAGCUCCGCCGUAGGCGGCGUGAGUUGCGACACAAAUAUGGAACGCCGUCCAGCGGCAAACUCUCCGACAGCGAUGUUGAAUCGGUAGACUCGGAAGCUCCAACCCGAAUGGCCAAAUCAUCUGCCCGUCGCAGUAGAUCCCGUAGUCAUAGUCGAAGCAGAAGGCACCGAUCGCGUUCCCACAGUCGUCGUAGCAGCAGUCGCAUGCAACGCAAACGAAGAUCACGAAGUCCAAGCCGUAACAGGAGGCAACGAUCCCGUUCUCGAAGUAGAAGGAGCAGCAGCCGCACAGAACGAAAGCGGAGGUCUCACAGUCGACGACGAAGCGGCAGUCGGGAGCGGAGAUGCUCCCGAAGUCGGCGUAGUCAGUCCCAAUCGCGGCGACGUCGUCAACGGGAGCGAAGCAUGGAGAGAAAUCGUGAGCGAGAGCGGUACAGACAACAGCAGUACGAGCGCGCGCACGGUGGUCGAGAGGAGGCACAUGACCAUAGCAGCAACUCGGGUGGCGGAAAUCGGGGACGAGUGGUAAUUUCCGCGCCACCCAAGCUUAAGAAGCUGGUUGACUAUUAACACAACCAACGUAUACUAAGCAAUAGAAAACAGCGAUAUAUUCACAUUGAUUGGUUAUGCCCGUUCAUCGUUAAUUUAUGGGCACAGGCAAAUUGUUUAUGCUUUUGCUUGAUAAGACAAUUCAAUUAAACAUAUUUCUAGGAGAAAUGUUAGUUUGAAAUAUCAAAAUAUGUAUAUCUAAGAAAAUCAUCGUUCAAGAAUAUUACAUUUGUUACGGCACAAUAACUGGCAUUUGGAGUAUGCGUAUUGCUGAAUAUGACCACAAUUUUAUUGAAUAUAUUUAAUGAAAACAUUGUGCCAGUUAAUUUGUCCAAAUUCAAUAACAUGCACAAAAGAAUUAAAGCGCGAAAUGCAUAUUGGAUACUUAAUUCUAACAAAA
This is a messenger RNA of Drosophila montana, 3235 nucleotides long. Its product is annotated as CLK4-associating serine/arginine rich protein. The record is from RefSeq and is a predicted model, not a curated record. The coding region runs from base 52 to 2856 and encodes 934 amino acids. Lineage: Eukaryota; Metazoa; Arthropoda; Insecta; Diptera; Drosophilidae. The transcript has 6 exons.